Phycomyces blakesleeanus NRRL 1555(-) is the source of this 1149-nucleotide messenger RNA. RefSeq lists its product as hypothetical. The record is from RefSeq and is a predicted model, not a curated record. Gene Ontology annotation, cellular component: cytoplasm. Gene Ontology annotation, molecular function: mRNA 3'-UTR binding. Gene Ontology annotation, biological process: nuclear-transcribed mRNA catabolic process, deadenylation-dependent decay. The transcript is spliced from 6 exons. The coding region runs from base 1 to 1149 and encodes 382 amino acids. NCBI's taxonomy places the organism in Eukaryota, Fungi, Mucoromycota, Mucoromycetes, Mucorales, Phycomycetaceae.
AUGCAGGCUCUCGGAUCUAACUUGGGCCAUCCUCAGACCAGAAACCCUGAUCCUGUAAGAGCCAGAACACCACAAGACGCAACUCUCAGUAUGCGAAGUCAGCUUUUGGAGGAAUUCAGAAACUCAAAAAGCAAGAAGUAUGAACUAAAGGAUAUUGCUGGUCAUGUUGUCGAAUUCAGUGGUGAUCAAUAUGGCUCUCGAUUUAUCCAACAGAAAUUGGAAAUUGCCAACAGUGAAGAGAAACAGAUGGUGUUUGAGGAAGUUCUGCCAAACGCUUUGCAGCUCAUGACAGAUGUUUUUGGAAAUUAUGUUUUGCAAAAGUUUUUUGAGCAUGGAAAUCAAAUGCAAAAGACAAUUCUUGCUAAACAAAUGGAAGGCCAUGUGCUUUCUUUGUCUCUCCAAAUGUAUGGUUGCCGAGUUGUUCAAAAAGCAUUGGAACAUGUCUUGACAGAACAACAAGCUAAAAUUGUGGGAGAAUUGAACGGAUGUGUAUUGAAAUGUAUCAAAGAUCAAAAUGGCAACCAUGUCAUUCAAAAGGCUAUUGAGCGUGUUCCUGCACAGCAUAUUCAAUUUAUUAUGGACGCAUUUCACGGACAAGUAUAUAACCUUGCUACUCAUCCUUACGGAUGUAGAGUGAUCCAACGUAUGUUUGAGCACUGUACAUCAAUGCAAACGGGACCAUUGUUGGAAGAACUUCAUCGCUGCACUGGACAGCUUGUACAGGAUCAGUACGGAAAUUAUGUGAUACAGCAUAUUUUGGAACGUGGUCGUCCCGAAGACAAAAAAGUAGUGAUUGAGAAGAUUCGCGGCCAAAUUCUGCAAUUGAGCAAGCACAAGUUUGCCAGUAAUGUUGUUGAAAAGUGCGUCGAUUAUGGCACCAAACGUGACAGGCAGCUUUUGAUCGAAGAAGUCCUGCAAAAUAAACCAGAUGGAACAUACCCAUUGGUGGCUAUGAUGAAAGAUCAGUACGCCAAUUACGUUGUCCAAAAAAUGUUGGAUGUUGUAGAUAAAGAUCAGCGCGAAUUGCUAGUCAACAAGAUCAAACCCCAUCUCCAGUCUUUGAAAAAGUAUACCUAUGGAAAACACCUUAUUCAGAGUAAGUUUGAUGCUCGAAUAUUAAUGAUUUUUUUCAAAGCAACUCUUUACUGA